Pomacea canaliculata is the source of this 2544-nucleotide messenger RNA. RefSeq names its product cell wall protein AWA1-like. The record is from RefSeq and is a predicted model, not a curated record. NCBI's taxonomy places the organism in Eukaryota, Metazoa, Mollusca, Gastropoda, Architaenioglossa, Ampullariidae. The transcript has 4 exons. The coding region runs from base 1 to 2514 and encodes 837 amino acids.
AUGAUCUGCCACGUGACGGGCGACUUCCUGUUUUGUCGAGGCUCUCCCAUAUCUGGAAAGACCAAGCUGGCCUUCGCGAAUAACAGAGAAGAAAACAAUGACAUAGGGGCCAACGUACUGUCUUUCACUUGGUUUAAGAUGACAACGGCGGAGCAGACCCCAAUUCUUAUUCCAUCUGAAGAUGAAGAUGAUGAUGACAUUGUGGUGGUCAAAGAAGAAACUGUGCCGAUCACCAUUGACGAGACAGAGGAUCAAGAUCAGGAUGCAGAGGUCAUCUUCAUCUCGCAGACUAAGCCCCCAGCUCUGCCCACUUCCCCUCUGCCGUGGGACACAGAUGUAGAUUCGGCUUGCCUGGCGGCAGAUCUUGGCACUGAAGCUACAGGUGAUGUUGGGGGAGCUGGCAACACUCUCUGCACGCCUGGCUUGCCCUCCAUUGCAGGUGUGGGUUCAUCAAGCAGACUGUCUCCUGAACAGGACACCAAGCAUUUACUUCACAGAAACUUGAGUGUCACCUCAGGCAUGCAUCUGACAUUGUCCCUGGGCGAUGCCGACCAAACACCCUUAGACCUAUCCAAGACCAGCUCCGACCACAAAGAUGGUGUUGGAGCGCUGGCAUCAGACGGUGAUGCCGGUGUCCAUGCUACUGACCAUUUUGUCACCGACUUGGGUGGCAGCAGCUUUGAGGAUUCAAAUGAUGAAAGCAUAAGUUUUGACCAAGUGGAUGGUGCAACUACCACCCCUACAGUGUUGCUGCCCACCACCACCACUCAGCAUGCCCUCACUUCCGUCAUAGCCUCACCUUUUCCUGUACCCUCUUGUUCCCAGCCAAGCACUGGUCUUGGGGUGUCCAGUUCUCCCAGCAUAGCAUCAUCUCUUCAGAUAUUGAAAUCAGGAAGAGCUGCAGAUCUGCUGACACCUCCAACGUCAGUGGCGGCAGUAGGAGUAACAGAUGUCUUGGUGGACCUGGUUGACCAAGCUGCCUGCAGCCCCCAGUCUGGAGUCGAUGCAUCCCUUCCAUCCACCUCCCAGACAGGGUCAGCAGCCCUCGCACCUGCAAAGAUCUCAUCUUCCUUACAGCCUGGUGCCACUGAACACCAGCUGCUUGUGGAUUUUCUGAUGCAGGGCCAGAGCGUGCCCACCUUGUUGGAGGCAAGCGGGGCUACCUCCAUGACAGCUGCAACCUCAUCAGGAGUAGCUGCACAAGCUCCACAGUCACUCCCAACUGGCAGCUCAACUCAUUUGCUUUACCAAGCGCAGGCAUCUGUUCCAUUGGUGGUUGGCUCAAGACAGUUGUCCCAUUCAAUGUCGGCAUCAUCUGAUUCUGGAAUAGCUGGCGUUUUUGUCCCGAACAUGGGGGUUGUGGUGGCACAGACAUCGACCCAGCAGCAAGCAAAUGGCAACACAAACCUUAUACGGAUGACACCAGCAGAACCAUUCAACAUUACCUUGGGUACACACCCAGUACAGCCGCCAGCCACAAUGGUCAGCUUUUCUCCACAAGUGACACAGCUUAUAACUCAGGCACUGGGUGGCAAUCACGCAGUGUCCCCUUCACAAAUGGCCAUGACUCCUACUCUGUCAGCACAAGGUCCUGGUGCUGCAUCGUCUUCACCCUCUCUUUUGCUUCCGUCAAUGUGUCCAUCAAAGUCUCUGUCGAUGUCUACAGGUGCGACACAGACCAAUCUGAGCCCUAUUCAGCAACAGCUGGUCAUUCAAACCACUAUACCAGCCACUACUGUUGCCAUGGUAACCACCACUUCUGAUGCACUUUCAACUUCAGUGUGCCCAGGAGCUGCUAUGCUUGCACAGAAGCGCAACUCAACUAGUGCCAUCAGUCUCCUCGACAAUGCCAGCCUCCCACUGCGGAAGCGUGUGCGCCCCAUUGUGAAUAGCAGCUCUGGCCCUGCAUCACACCCAUCGUCAGAUGAUGUUGCACAAAGCAGUUUGGAUUUAAGUGCAAGGGAUCGUGAUGGGGGCUCCUGCCAGCGAUGUGGAAACAGCAUUUUCGGCACUCAGUUGUCGCGGUGCACCCAGGGGCACUGUGCAUGUGGGCAGUGUCUGGAGGAACAAGUCAAGCUGGUGCUGACAGGCAGACAGAAGGAAUCUCUGACGUGUGUCGCACCAAACUGUGGCAGCUACUACCCUAUGAGUGAACUGAAGCACUCACUACCUAACAUGGUUGUGGAAAUCUUGGAGGACAAGCUGGACUGUGACUAUGUCAACGUCAUUUCUGAGAUGAUGCUAAUCAAUGCAACAGCCAACAUUCAAGGCACUUCUUCCACUUCAGCAUCCACAGCGACCACCAGUGCAUCUGUCACUACAUCCAAUUCCAGCUCAGCAUCGACCUCCACCUCCUGCACAAAAACUUCCUCACAGGUUCAGACAGAUGACAAAUUUAAUGGUCAUAGUGACUCAGAUGAGGAUGAUCUGGAUGAUGGCAACGGUGAGGCAGAAGCGAUGAUGAAAGUGAUGGUGCAGGUGUGUCUUCAACCACUUCGGGUGUUGGUGGUGUGACAUCCAAGAUGCACAGAAAGAGAAGCUCGC